AUGAAAUUUGUGAAUAUUAUUAGAAACCUUCGAUAUAAUGUAGUUUGGAGAUGUACAUUUUUGAGAAUUCAUCCUCUAAGUUAAAUUCCUGGAAUGUAAGGGUUAUAAGAAUUCAGUGAUUCCGAAGAUUGGUCAGAAGAAGAGAAUCCAUCAGACUUAGAAGUUAUGGAGGAAUUUGAUUCUAGUGGCGAUGAGAAAGAUUAAAAUUUUGGGGAUAUAAAAUGA
Molecule: messenger RNA, 225 nt
Organism: Paramecium pentaurelia
Lineage: Eukaryota; Ciliophora; Oligohymenophorea; Peniculida; Parameciidae
Source: the annotation of a GenBank genome assembly